AUGGCCCCUGGAGGCAGCGAGAAGACCAGGCAACAGUUGCCCAAGAGACUACAUCAGAUCAAGAUCAAAACUGGUAUGGUGAAGCAAUUGAUCAAAGAAAAAGUGAUGCAUGAAAAAGAAGCUAAACAACAAGAAGAAAAGUCUGAAAAAAUGAGAACUGAAGGUAGUGAAAACUAUGCCAUUAAAAAGCAGUUAUUAGAAACUGAAAAAGACUUGGAAGAGGCUGAGGAAUAUAAAGACAUUUCAGUACUGGAUUGAGUGAAGUUAGAAGCCUGAAAUUUAUCUAUACAGGGUGUUUUUGCCAUUAAAUCCUGGGAUCCAUUCCACAAUUAUUACUUUUGACCACUCUGCAUGUUGAAGUAGUAUGAGAAUAUGAUACUUCUUAUGCCAUUGCAUAUAUUUUUCUUAGCCCAAUUUAACAUGUCAAAUAAGUGUUUGUCUAAUUUAAAAACUUCUUACAAUAACCAAUUAAAAAAAAAUCUUAGGAAAACAGAAAUCAAGACAAGUGAGGACUGUAGGACUGUAGAUAAACUGACUUGACUUCAGCUGUGACUUCAGCCCCUUCUCUUUAUCCUCCUUUGUCUAAUUAUGCUGGACCUACUAACCACCAUUCUCAUUUAUUCUUUUACUUGGAAGAUGAGGAAUAAAAGAAAGCUAGACAUAAGCCUUUUGACAGUAGGCACUCCACACACUGUGACAUUCUGAUCACUGCCACAUUUAACUCAUGGUUAAAGACAAAACUCAGAGCCAUAAUUAUUCAUAGAAGAACUCAGAAUUCUUUGGGGUGUAUAGGAUCCAGGGUUACCUGACCUAUAUCGGCUUGUCCACCUGAUGGGCUCAACCUCAGAUGCUAAAUCCUGGCCAAAUAGGCCUAAGA
This is a messenger RNA of Choloepus didactylus (southern two-toed sloth), 877 nucleotides long. RefSeq names its product tubulin-specific chaperone A-like. Gene Ontology annotation, cellular component: cytosol; microtubule cytoskeleton. The record is from RefSeq and is a predicted model, not a curated record. Gene Ontology annotation, biological process: tubulin complex assembly; post-chaperonin tubulin folding pathway. Gene Ontology annotation, molecular function: beta-tubulin binding. NCBI's taxonomy places the organism in Eukaryota, Metazoa, Chordata, Mammalia, Pilosa, Megalonychidae.